Molecule: messenger RNA, 2137 nt
Organism: Epinephelus moara (kelp grouper)
Lineage: Eukaryota; Metazoa; Chordata; Actinopteri; Perciformes; Serranidae
Gene: alkbh2
Product: alkB homolog 2, alpha-ketoglutarate dependent dioxygenase
Exons: 4
Coding region: 98-958 (286 amino acids)
Biological process (GO): DNA repair
Source: RefSeq, a predicted model, not a curated record
GUUGGGCAGCAUGGUGGUGCAGUGGUUAGCAUUGGGUCCAAAUCCCCCACUGCAGGUUUGAACCCAGGGAGGGGGAGCCUUUCCUUGUGGAGUUUGCAUGGUCUUCGCGUGUCAGCGUGGGUUUUCUCUGGGUACUCCGGCUUCCUCCCACAGUCCAAAGACAUGCAGCUCCACGGAGUGCCACAGACAACAGGUUACUACCAUGGAAAAGUGUGUGAUGAAACACUCCUGCUCCAAUGAUGCCGAAAGUCCCCAGAAGAAGAUCAAACUGGAGAGUGAUGACAGUGUGAAGCAGGAGGAGGAGGAUGAUGAAGAAGAGUUCUCUGAUCCUGUUCCUUGGCAGAAAAUAGAGGCAGAGGGACUAGACUGUGAUUAUGCUUUGCUGUUCUCCAAAGAGGAAGCAGACCACCUUUUUAAACAGCUGGAGAAGGAGGUGGUCUACGCAACAGGAGAAGAAGCAAAGGUGCAGGUGUUCGGGAAGGUAUACAAUAUACCAAGAAAGCAGGCCACAUAUGGAAAUGCAGGCCUUGCCUACACCUACUCUGGAGUGAAACGUUUAGCCUGCCCGUGGACUCCAACCUUGGAAUAUAUUCGGGAUGCUGUCACGAAAACAACUGGACAAACAUUUAACUUUGUUCUGAUCAACAGGUACAAAGAUGGUCACGAUCACAUGGGUGAGCAUCGUGAUGAUGAAAAGGAGCUGGACCCCCUCUGUCCCAUCGCCUCCGUCUCCCUGGGAGCUCCACGAGACUUUAUCUUCCGGCACAGAGAUGCUCGGGGAAAACAGGGCCACAGACAGAUCGAACCUGUGAAGCUGGAGCUCGCUCAUGGAAGUCUGCUCCUCAUGAACUCACCGACCAACACUUUCUGGUACCACAGCCUCCCUGUUCGCAAGAAGAUUUCCUGUCCUCGAAUCAACCUCACCUUCAGACGCAUCCUGCUGGACAGAAAGAAAUGACCAAUCAUGAAUUAUCACCCAGGCCGAUGGGGCCAGUUCCCAUGAAGUCUCUGAGGAAAGGGCCCCAGUUUAGGCUGAAUGGAGUACAAGACUCUUGCUGUCAUUGGGUUUAUGGACAAGUAUCAGAAAUCUAAAAUGUGUUUAUGUAGCACGUGAAUCUACGUGACUAUACGACAGAACAAGGUGGAGAUUGAACACAUUUUACACUGUGAACCAGUGGUUAGAAAUGACAGAGGCCCAAACCUCUGACUGACUCAAGUUCAAACUACCACUAAAAAUCAACAACUCUAAACAAUUCAAUCUCCUUGAAUUACAGAUUCUCACCAAGAGCAGACCAUGAAGCCUAAAAAAAAAGCCUAGUCCCAGUUAAACUCCCAGCCCCUUUUACUAGCCUGGUGUGGCUUCAUAUUUAGACAAACAAGGGCUGUCUCAGUUAGAGGUCUGAUCUGGUUGCCAAGCAGUUGAUUUUUAUAGAACUUCUUUGGAUGGGUAAAACCAAUUGUCGGCUAUCCACUUGAGCUAAUGUUAGAUAGCUGUUUAGAUCACACAUACAAAUAUAAAUGUUCUUCAGUUCACUUUACUGUAACCAAGAGCACCAAAGAAUAAUUCACUGAGAUUUACUGGCACGGUAAAAAAGAGCGGUCAUAAAGUCAGAGUAUGUGUCGCUUCCUCAAUUACCGGGUAUGUUAUUUAUAUUCCUUUAGUCUGUAAGGGUCCUCAGAUCGGAAGAAUCAAAAGGGUUUUUCAUAAAAAUUAAUCCAUGAUGUGAGUAUUGUUUUAAUAGGAUUAAGUGGUGUUGUGUCAGUAUGCUGGGUGCCGUAACUCUCGAGUGUUGUAAAAUGAGUAUUAACUCCUGAUACCCCGUCUGUCGGAGCUAGAUCAAAUGAAUGACACAUAAUUGACAUGUUAUUCAAAGCCUAAUUUUUCACAAUAUUCAUACUGUUUCAAAUAAACAAGUUGAUUGUAUUUUCCAAUCUUUGCUGAGCAACAGUUUUGUGUGAAGGGAAUUAAAGUCCUGUCCCAUAUAGACGCCUGUUCCAAAAAUAUAGGCCUGUUGAGUUCAGUGAUUUAAGCAAAUAAUAGCCUGGCCUGCUAAUUGGAGUUUUAUAGUAUACAGUGUAGCAUAAUGCUGAAGUAACUCCUCACAUAGCUAGCAUUACAGCUACAACCACGCAGUGG